Emiliania huxleyi CCMP1516 is the source of this 731-nucleotide messenger RNA. RefSeq lists its product as hypothetical. The annotation marks the transcript as partial. The transcript is spliced from 3 exons. Lineage: Eukaryota; Haptophyta; Isochrysidales; Noelaerhabdaceae. The record is from RefSeq and is a predicted model, not a curated record.
CGAUGGAGAGGGUGCCGAGGGAGCCGCGGGAGCAGCCGCCCUCUUUGGCUUGGCCGGAGCGGCGAGAUCCGGCUGCUUUGCCGGAGCUGCCCUGCUCGGCUUGGUCGGGGGGGCGGGAUCCGGCUUCUUCGGCGGUUUGCUCUUGUCGGCCGGUCGCUGGCGUCCGCCCGCUCCACUCGCGCCCGACCCCUUCUCGCUCGGUAGCACCGCAUCUGCAGGGCUCUUGCGGUCGGCCCGGCGAGAGGAAGCGGCCGCACCCGCGCUCUUUGAAGCCGCCCCCUCCGCGCCGUCCUUGUCAGUGUCGUCCGCUGCUCCCGCAUCCUCGCCCGUGCGCGCCUCGUUGGUCGCUAGGAGCAUCUCCUCGUACCUCUUCUUGAGCUCUGGCACGUCCUUGGCGCGCCGGCCAAGCGCCUUGGCAACGACUGACCAGGCUCGCUUGUUCUCGACCUGCUCGUAGCCGCCCUGUCGCGUCACAGCCUCGAGCAGCUGUGAGUCGUCGAUCAGCGGCGGAAGUGCCUCCGGCUGCGCGGGCUUCGCCUUGCGCGGAGGCUCGCCGCUGCGAGACGACAGUGCAGGCGGAGCCAUCGCGCCGCUGGCAGGCUUGAGCGGUUUCUUCUGGACUAGCACCGCCUCUGCGCGUCGCACUGCAGCAGCCUCUUCCAGCCGACCCGGCACGUUGACCUGGCUCAUGGCGGACUCGGGUUUCGCUCGCCCGAUAGCGUGGAGAGCUC